Molecule: messenger RNA, 2838 nt
Organism: Telopea speciosissima
Lineage: Eukaryota; Viridiplantae; Streptophyta; Magnoliopsida; Proteales; Proteaceae
Product: U-box domain-containing protein 35
Exons: 10
Coding region: 145-2532 (795 amino acids)
Biological process (GO): protein phosphorylation
Molecular function (GO): protein kinase activity; ATP binding
Source: RefSeq, a predicted model, not a curated record
CAACUGAUGGUUUAGAGAAAAUUAAGAAACUUUUGUUGGUGGUUUCAUCAUAGCUGUAGAUAAGAGAAGAGAAGAAAAAAGAAAUCUUUCAAAUUAUCUUUUUUUCCAAUUCAGAGAAAGAGAAGCAAAGAGGGAGAAAGAUAGAUGUGGCUCCCCAAGGGAAAUACAGAAAGGAAAGAAGAAGGAAAUGGAUUGGUUGCAGUUGCAAUUGACAAGGACAAAGGGAGCCCAGCUGCUUUGAGAUGGGCACUUGAUCAUCUUCUCAGCAGGGGCCAAACGGUGCAUCUAGUUCAUGUAAACCAAAGAGUAUCAUCUAUUCCUGGCCCAAUGGGCAAUCAUGUCUCCAUUUCUGAUGUCAGAGACAAUGUCGCAUCGGCAUACAGAAGCCAACUUGAUGCUCAAAACAGGGAAUUGUUCCUUCCCUUUCGCUGCUUUUGCACAAGAAAAGAUGUACAAUGCAACGAUGUCAUAAUCGAAGAUAUGGAUGUAGCAAAAGCCAUUAUCGAGUAUGUCUCCCAUUCCGCAAUUGAGAAUUUGGUUGUUGGUGCCUCAACAAGGAAUGCAUUUCUCAGAAGAUUCAAGAGUACAGACAUUCCCGGAAGCAUAUCAAAAGGAGCACCAGAUUUCUGCACAGUGUAUGUCAUCUCCAAAGGCAAGAUCGCAUCUGUCCGAUCUGCCUCCCGUCCUGCACCAACCAUCUCCCCACUACGGAAUCAAAUGCAAUUGCAGAACCAGGCCAACACCCUUGAACAAUCGGAGUCACAAUUCACCCAUAGUACUUCAAAAGGAGCCCUGAUGAAAUCCUUUGAGCCCUCUCCCAUGCAUGAUGAAAUAGAUCACAUCAGGUCACCAUUUAGCAGAGGAAGGGGUCUAACUGGAAAAUCUUAUGGGGACCUCCCAGCUCCGGAUACUGACAUAUCAUUUGUGAGCUCUGGCAGGCCAAGCAUAGACCGCAUGUUCCCUUCUCUCUAUGACCACCUGGAGUCUGGUCGGACCCCACGACUAUCAACAAGUUCAGACAUUGAAAAACGAAGCUUCGAAAUAUUACGACCAGGAAAUAAGUCAGCAAAUGAUUACCAAUUUCAGGAGUUCUCAACUUUCUCCCAAGAUAGUGGAGGAUCAUCAUAUUCAUCAUCACAGAACAUGGAAGAUGUUGAAGCUGAAAUGAGAAGGCUGAAGCUAGAGCUCAAACAAACAAUGGAUAUGUAUAGUACAGCCUGCAAAGAAGCACUCACAGCAAAACAGAAGGCAAGGGACCUCCAUCGCUGGAAAAUGGAAGAGGAACAAAAAUUUGAAGAGGCACGGAUGGCCGAGGAAGCUGCACUUGCAAUUGCAGAGAGGGAGAAAGCUAAGUGCAGAGCAGCCAUCGAGGCAGCUGAAGCAUCACAAAGAAUUGCAGAACUGGAAGCACAAAAGAGAGUGAACGCAGAGAUGAAAGCCCUCAAAGAGUCAGAGGAGAAGAAGAAGGUGUUGGAUGCUCUUGCACAUUCUGACGUUAGGUACAGGAAAUACACUAUUGAGGAGAUUGAAGCAGCAACAGAAUUUUUCAUUGAUUCUAGAAAGAUUGGGGAAGGUGGUUAUGGACCAGUAUAUAAAUGUUAUCUGGAUCAUACACCAGUUGCAAUUAAGGUUCUGCGUCCAGAUGCAGCACAGGGUCGGUCACAGUUCCAGCAGGAGGUUGAAGUACUAAGCUGCAUACGCCAUCCAAACAUGGUUCUCCUCCUGGGAGCCUGCCCAGAGUAUGGGUGCCUAGUCUAUGAAUACAUGGCCAAUGGAAGCCUAGAAGACCGUCUCUUCCGAAGAGGAAACACUCCGGUUCUUUCAUGGCAGCUCAGGUUCCGAAUAGCAGCAGAGAUUGGUACUGCCUUGCUCUUCCUCCACCAAACCAAGCCAGAGCCACUAGUGCACCGUGAUCUAAAACCCGCUAACAUCUUGCUUGAUCGCAACUAUGUUAGCAAGAUUAGUGAUGUUGGGCUGGCGAGGCUUGUCCCUCCUUCUGUUUCCGAUACCGUAACACAGUACCGCAUGACAUCAACAGCGGGAACUUUCUGCUAUAUAGAUCCUGAGUACCAGCAAACAGGCAUGCUUGGCAUAAAAUCAGAUAUCUACUCCCUCGGUAUAAUGCUUCUACAAGUCAUAACAGCCAAGCCACCAAUGGGCUUGACACACCAUGUUCAACGAGCUAUUGAGAAGGGAACAUUUGCUGAGAUGCUGGACCCUGAAGUGCCCGACUGGCCAUUUGAAGAAGCACUGUCCUUUGCUAAGCUAGCAUUGGGGUGUGCAGAGUUAAGACGGAAAGACCGGCCAGAUCUUGGCAAGGUUAUCUUGCCAGAACUCAAUAGACUUCGAGAACUUGCUGAGGAAAACAUGCCAAUUAUAGUAGGAAGUAGUCCAUCGCCCACCCACAGCCAAAUUUCAAUGCGCCAAGAAGUGAUGAGUGACCCUAUUCUUCCACACUCUGGAUAUGAUAGCUCUAGGAGUCGAUCAAGCGGAUCAUCCAUGCCUGGAAGACGAUCAAAUCCAGAGAUGUGAAAUCAAAGGGAAUUGGACAAGCUUUUUCCACCAAUAUUGGUGUAGGAAAAUCUAAGUUGUGGAGUGGAAACAAUUCCUCAUCAUACAUGUACAAAUUGUAAGGCUGGUCUAGUUGGAUAGAAUACUUUUAAUUCUCUUAUAGACAAAUAAGGUAGGUAUGCUCGAUAAGGCUCCCCAGGUGCAUAUCAUCUUGUUCAUUCAUACCCAAGAAAUGGGUUUCAAUUUUAAGGUGUGGAAGCAAAUGGCCACAAGAGCCAUAAUGGUCCAUUGCCUCUGUUGACCUAAAUGUUUGUUUCAUGUGAAGGA